Messenger RNA from Amoebophrya sp. A25, 789 nucleotides. NCBI's taxonomy places the organism in Eukaryota, Dinophyceae, Syndiniales, Amoebophryaceae. The record is from the annotation of a GenBank genome assembly.
UAUGUAUCGAGGCGUCCUUCUUUCAAAGUUUGUUGCAACACCCUAGAGCUAGACUUAGAAUUUCCAAGGAGUGAAAUCGCUGAAAAUAAGUAUCUGUUUUUAUAGUGCGCAAUUACGACCAAUGCUGGUGGACUUGAUGUUUUUGUUGCAAGAAAGUCUCAACAUUGUGGACCCUGAUCAGAACAACACGCUUUAAAGUUUAUCUUCGUUUCUCCUUCUUUCUUUCACUAGAAGGCUUUCUCUUGUUUUUUGCGUUGCUAAAACUUUGAAAAAACAUACAAGGCCCACGUGGUGGAGUCUACACAGAUCAACUUGUGAGAACGAAUGAGUGAGGGAGUGAGUUUGUGUGAUCCACAAAAUGCACGAUAGAGUCGAUUCGCGCUCGAAUGCGGACGCGACGUUGGCGGCAGCAGGCAGGGAUAAGACGUGCGAUCUAGUACAGCCUCUUCGGGUGCAGCUAGGGAACAGUCAGGAGAGGCACAUGGAAAAUCCCCAACGGGUGGACGAUCGGGAAGUAAGCCAGCAGUUCAGGGGAGAUGAGCAUUCAUACGUGCAGGUGGUGAGGUGGCUUAGCAGGUGACGCUCAACAACAAGUUGACAUAGUCGAACGCUUGAAAAGGCUAUGAAGACAAAUUCAAAUCAAGAAAAGGAAUAACAGAAUUUGACAAUUCUAGCUUUUCGCGAGCCCAAAGGCGCGCUCUAGAAGUGGACUUAUAUUGAUCAUGUUGAUGAAUCUUCUCGGUUUUCCGCUUUAAAUUCUGCGUAUGUAGCAGUGGUGUCGGCGCCAAC